AUGCCUUUGGGAAAUCAGGAUUCCGGAGUGACUGGCGCGGCCAAAUUCGUCACAUCGACCCUCGGCAACGCGGUCGGCGGCGUCUCUCGCACUGUUGGCGGGGUGACAGGCGCCGCGGGGCGAGGUAUCGGCGAUACCAUCACCGGCGCCACGGGGAGCGCAGGGAAGCCUGUUGGCGAUGCACUGGGGAGUGUGGGCAGCGGCGUGGAAGAUGGAGCCCGGAAGGUUGCCAAGGGAAUUGAAGAUGCUGGACAGUGGAACUCCGCUACACUUGGUUUUCUGCUACUCUCGCCGAACCCUCCGAUCGUUGCGAUCUCGCGAACGACCUUUUCCCCCCCCGCCUGUCCUCCCCGCCGUUCGUCAGGUUCGAAGAAGCGACCGGGUCUGGAGCAGACUAUCGUGACGAAUUUCUGCUCCCUGUCUCACAUCCGCUAUCCUUCGUCAUCCGGUCAAUUAACUGCGCGGCUGCGAUUGCUGCUCCCCGAAGGCCUGCGUGGCCGCCUCACGCAGGGCCCCUCCGUCUUAACCGAUCCGAUGAUUGCCGCCCGCCGCUGA
Molecule: messenger RNA, 555 nt
Organism: Aspergillus eucalypticola CBS 122712
Lineage: Eukaryota; Fungi; Ascomycota; Eurotiomycetes; Eurotiales; Aspergillaceae
Exons: 2
Coding region: 1-555 (184 amino acids)
Source: RefSeq, a predicted model, not a curated record